Molecule: messenger RNA, 3085 nt
Organism: Xenopus laevis (African clawed frog)
Lineage: Eukaryota; Metazoa; Chordata; Amphibia; Anura; Pipidae
Gene: thbd.S
Product: thrombomodulin S homeolog
Exons: 1
Coding region: 354-1976 (540 amino acids)
Cellular component (GO): membrane; extracellular region
Molecular function (GO): calcium ion binding; transmembrane signaling receptor activity; carbohydrate binding
Source: RefSeq, a predicted model, not a curated record
CCUUCUCCUCCCUUCACUCUGUAAAAAAAAAGUGCAGUUUCUGGUGCUGAAUAUUCUGUGAUUAAUGCAGAUUUUGUCCUGAAUUAUUGCUUCAUAGGAAAUAUGACCCUUCAGGUUUAGAGAGGCUCAGCCUCCCGGAGCCUUCAUUACAAUCCGCCCAUGCUUCCUUCCUUUCUCGUAUGGGGCUGUAGGGAGGGUCGGACACUUUAUAAACUUGCCAACAAACUUUGAGACAUGACACAGAGCUCAGACAUCCCAGAAUCCCGGCACUGCUGCUGCUGCUGCUUCUUGGUGCCUUCCCUGUGCUGCUGCUUCAUUCUUGGUUCUUCUGAGCCCCCCUUCACCACCACAGGAUGAGGCGACUUCUGCAGAGCAUAUUGGGGGUGCUGCUUUCAGCUCAUUUGGGGAUCCCAUCACUCGCCGACCAGAACCUGUCAAACCUAAUUUGCAUCGGCCAAUCCUGUUAUCUUGCCAGCUGGACUAGCAAACGGCACAACAAGGCAGAGAGUUACUGCAGUGACCAGGGGGGGCAUCUGAUGGCCGUGCGAAGCUCCGUUGAAGCUGAAGUCGUUGAGAUGCUCCUGGGCAAAUCGGUCGAUACGGUGGCCAGUGUGUGGAUAGGGCUGGAGCUGAAACAUGCAUUGUGCACAGAUGUCUCCCAGCCCCUGAGAGGGUUUCAGUGGGUGACAGGUGAGAGUGACACCAAUUAUUCCAAAUGGAAAAGCAAUGACACAAAAUGUGGGAAACUGUGUGUGGUCGUUCACAGGGACCUGUCCUGGGAAGAAGUCCUUUGCAAUACAAAAUCAGAUGGACAGUUGUGCGAAAUAUCUUACUCAGCUUCAUGCAAGCCCAUCUCUUUACCCCAAGGGUACGACAUUGUCUACAAUACACCCGUGGGCAUGGCAGACCCAGGAAUCCCCUUCCUUCCCCCUGACACCAAGGCAGACAUACCCAGUGCCAACCUUUCACUAGUUUGUGGAGAUCCAGGUGAUGGAGAGAUGAAAUGGACCUCUAAAGAGUAUGGAGCUUGGAACUGCAUGAUUGAAAAUGGAGGGUGUUCCUUUAUUUGUAAUGGGGAUAUUGGGGAGUCGAAGUGUGAGUGUCACCAAAAUAUGAACCUUAGUGAUGAUGGUAGGGGCUGUAUCCCCCUUCCAAGUAGCCUGCAGUGCAUUCCAGACCAGUCAACUGGCACCUGUGUGUGUGCGAAGGGCUUCACCCCUGCAGAGGAUGGAAGGACAUGCCAAGAUAUUGAUGACUGUGCCCUCAUCCCAGAUCUCUGUGAGCAGAGUUGCACCAACACAGAGGGGAGCUUCAUGUGCACCUGCUUUGAUGGCUAUGAGAUGGUUGAUGAGCAAUGUAAAGACAUCAACGAAUGUGAGUCCUCAGACACCCUGCCCUGUGAGCACAUCUGUGAAAAUUUCAGUGGGGGGCACAAAUGUGUCUGUUGGGAAGGCUUCACCGUCGACGAGAAAGAUCCUAAGAAGUGCAAGCAGUUUUGUAACAGCACCAUCUGCCCUGCUUACUGCGGCAACAAAUGCAGCUGUCCCGACGGGUAUGUUAUGGAGACAGAAGACGAAUCAAAUUUGCAGUGCAGAGAUAUUGAUGAAUGUGAAUCUAGAUUUUGCAAAGAUUUGUGUGAGAAUUUACCCGGCAGCUAUAACUGCUAUUGCCCAGAGGGCUUCAUCCUUGAGAAGGACACUUCUUGUUCUCCUGCUGGAGGUUCAGGUGAAGGCAUCACACCCACAUCAUUCCAACCUUUAAAACCAACUCCAUCUGGGGAUGAACAUUCUGUUCAGCAGCCCAUCAUGGCUUUUGGCAUCUGUGUAGGCAUCUUGUCCAUUAUCAUUGUCCUCAUUGCCAUCAUUUGCCACCUGGUGAGGAAGCACCACAAGGACCAAGCGGCACUAGACUGUAAGAACCCAGAGAAAGGUCUGGUGCUCCAGCAGGUGAAUUCAACAUCCUCAAAGAAAUUAUAGCAACUGUGCACUGCCACAAUGUAUCAUCUUCCACCCUUCUUAUCCCCCAAACACUUUCCAUUUAGAGGCACAGGGAUAAUGACAAGUAGAUGGAUACAGGCAACCGCUGGAUAAGGCUCCGGAUCAGGUAUCCAGAGAGUAUAUGGAUAGCAACACUGACUGCCAGGGUUUGCACAUUAUCUGAGUGGGAGUCUAUUCAAGUGCUGAUACUCUAUUGCUGUCUAUAGUAUAAAUACAAGUCAAGGAAUCUUAGUGUUUUACAGAUAUCAAAGGCCAACUAGUCAACACAAUGGCAGUGACAUCUGCUCAGUCACUUUAGUUUACACUAAAUGCAUGUAAUAUACACUGUACAUCUGCAAUUUCCAAACCAGUUGUAGAAAUAUUGUAUUUUGAUGUUACCUUUCGUAGAGCAGGGCUUUCAACCCUAAUGAGUAUUAUAUAAAAUUCCAGAGGGCACACGAGUUGUCUGUAUUUUACAGGUACAGGAGAGGAAUAACUUGUCUUGUCAGUUUCACUGCAUUUCUUUUAUGUUUUGUUCUUACUGGUCCUUUAACAUCACUGUCUGAUUUCUUAAAUGAUAUCUCGGGAUAUCUCAAAUAGUUCCAUCUUCUAAGCUGAAUUCCUAUGGGUUUAUUCCAAUGGCUUAAAAUAUACUGAACGUUUUUCAAAAAGGUUAAUAUUAUAUUUAGUCAUCUGCAUCAAAUUAACUCAUAGGAAUCCAGUUUAGAAAAUUUGUAUGUGACAUUUAAUCCUCUCUCUGUCUCUCUCUGUCUCUCUCUCUCUCUCUAUAUAUAUAUAUGUGUAUAUAUAUUGAAAUACAGGUAUGUAACCUGUGAUACAGAAUUAUGAAUGGACGAAUUUUUCCACCAUGUUUUGGCAUGGAAAUGACGCCCAUAGUUGGUGUGCGUCAAAAAUAUUUUGCCGUGCGUCAAACUUUUUUUGACGCCCUUUAAUGGGUGUCGAAACAUUUCGACGGCGAUGAAUUUUUGGCGAAGCAAGACGGGUCAAAUUCUCCCAAGCCUAUCCAGAAUGCCUCGGGACCUGGGGUUUUCUGGAUAACAGAUAUUUUCAUAAAUAGGAUCUUCAUACCUUAAGUCUACUAGAAAAUC